Messenger RNA from Lachancea thermotolerans CBS 6340, 2892 nucleotides. It is a transcript of the gene SFI1, whose product is annotated as Sfi1p. The coding region runs from base 1 to 2892 and encodes 963 amino acids. The record is from RefSeq and is a predicted model, not a curated record. The transcript has a single exon. Lineage: Eukaryota; Fungi; Ascomycota; Saccharomycetes; Saccharomycetales; Saccharomycetaceae.
AUGAGCAGGCUGGGUACAAAGGCGUCACUGUCGACUCGUUUUACUGCUCAAGAUGACCAGCUAACCUCAGCACUGAUACAUGGUGACUCUAUGUACUCUACUGGCUCUUUGCUCAAAAAGGACAUCCAUGACCUUCUGAAAGAAGCAAAGGCUUCUAGUUCGCAGUUUUUGCCCGAAAAUAACCACCUGAACCCACCAGACGAGCCUGAAGAGCCGCUCUAUCACUUACCAUUUCAUCCAGCUAAGGAAACGGGUUACUUGGGUGACCUUUCGCAGAUAUUCGGGGAGUUCGACCCUAAUUUCACCUCCAAAAACCGCGCUAAAUGUGAUGAUGCUUUAAUCCUAUUGUUGUUCAACAAAACGCAGGUUUUCCUUUUGAGAAAUGGUUUCUCUUUAGAUUUCCUGAUGAUUUUAAAGAGAUUUGUCGAGUUACUUGUUGAAGAAGGGUUGAACCCAUUGGAAAACGAAUCUUUGUUGGAGUUGCAGAACGAGCUGGAAAAAGGUUGGGAAAUCACACCAAGUUUUGUUGCAUUGUUGGAUACAUUUAUGAUGAACCCCAAGAACAUCUACAUUGCACUCGCCCUGUUCGAGUUUAAAAGCAAGAGACAUUCAUUAAAGAUUAAUUUUACAAGAUGGAAAUUGCAAACUGAGCUUGAAUUGAACUUGAGGCAACUCACUGAUAUAUGGAACUCGUAUAUCAAGCAAAAACAUUUGCAAAGAUGGGAGAACACCUAUCGCUUCAGGUCUGAAGAUCUUAAAGGAGAGGCCGAUAGUUUUUAUAAUUUCAAGAGCCUUUCCAAUGCUACAGAUAAGUGGAUGAAGCGUAUGGAUGAGCAAAAAAUUAAGCAAGAGUUAGCCGAUGCUUUUUUAAUUCAAAAAGAAUUCAAGACUAUUCAAAAGGCCUAUACUUUGCAAAUAAGAUCUCGUGAACUUGCACUUCGAGCGCACUCGAAAAGCUGCUUGGGCCGUUUUUUUACGACAUGGAGGCUAGCUGCUCGUCUAAAGGAGACUAGACGACAGCUAAGUGCUCCUACCGAGGGCCUCUUUUUCAGGAAAUUUCGACAGAAGUAUCGAAACUUAGAUUCCCUAAGUGAUAAAGCUCGUAUUCUUGAGAAGAGCCUAGUUUUGAGCCCUAUAUUAAUCCUCUGGAAGGAACGUUUGAUUCAAAGGGUAGAAAAAACAAAACACCUUGAAAUUCUUGAACUCAUUUUUCAGCGGAAAAUGGCACUAAAAGUGCUGAAAUCUGCAUUCACAUGGAAAGAAAGAGAGGCAGCUGCCAAAGAGUCGAUCCACUUCACCCUUCUAAAAUAUUUCUUUUGUGACGUCUGGCGUAAGAGAUUGAAUGAGAGACAGCUCUUUAGCGAGCACACUCUCAGACAAGAUGCUUUACUCUGUUGUAAGUACUGCACGCUAUGGCGGAACCGUGUUAUGGUAAAAAAGAAGGCAAACGAUCAUUAUCAAAGAGCUAUGAGUCAAAAGUAUUUCGAACUUUUUCAGCUAAAAUGUGCGUACUCCAGGAAUGAGAGGCGAAAGCGUGAAAGUUCUACUCGACUUAUUUUUGAGCGUUGGCAAAGAGCUACAGAGCUGAACCUGCAGCUUAAAGCGUAUGAAUCAAAUUUUUUAAGGCUGUUCUGGCGGCAUGAAUGGAAACGGAAAUACGCAAACUUUAACGACCUGACGAGUAUCACAAUAAAAUGUCACAACUCCCUAGUAGUGAAACAGUAUUUCUUCCGCUGGGCCAAAAAGAAGGAAAACUACGAAACUCUCAGAUCCAAAGCUUUCCUCUUUGCGAAAACCAGGGUGAUCACUAAAAUGAGGCUUGUUGCUCAGCGCGUGAAAAAGCUAGAUGCAGUUGCGAGAAAAUACCGAACUGAGUCAGAUGCUGAGUGUAAACGGAGAUAUAUGACUUUAUGGCUGGCUAGUUUGAAGGUUCAGAUGAGGCUGAAGCAUGAGAUACUUCUGGACCAAUACUCAUCUUUGACAGGCCAGGUCCUUAUUGUGCGAUACCUAAAAGUGUGGAGAACAAGGACUCGGUAUUUGAGGACAGAGUGUGAAGAAGCUGCGGAUCGCCUGAGAUAUGAAAGUUUAGUAGGCAUGAUGUUCCGCAAAGCUCUCGAUAAAAUGCGUACGUAUGAACAAUGGAACUCCGUUUCCGAAGAACUGAACCUCCAAUCUGUGCUUUUGAACCAUUUCAAUAUUUUCAAACAGAGCUACGCAGAGCUCAAGCAAAUGAGUGAAUAUCUCGAAAGAAUCAGAGCGGAGAAAGACCUUACCGCUCUUGUCAAAUGUAUGAAUAUGUGGACAAUGAAACAGCUAAAAUGUACCCGAAAUAUCGAAACUGUUGAAAUAUUCCGAAACCGGUGGAACAGGGCCAGUCUGAGGGCAAUUAUGCUGCUAUGGAAAGAAAAAGCCGAAACAGUGAACACAAGUUCUGCAACAAAAUUACGCCAUGAACUAUAUGAAGGCGGUGAUAAAGUUGAAGACCAAUCUCUAGUGACUCCAACCCGAAUAAAGAAGAGCGGAAAUAUAACUAUACCGGGUUCAGAGAGAAUGAAGCAAAAUCGCAUGGAAGCGAUGAGGAAUCACUAUCGGCGCGCUAGAAAAGCAAUUCCGAGCCCCAUCAAGUUUUCAGAUAAUUUAGACACCAUCACAAAAAAACGCCUUGAAAUUGGAGAUAGAGAAAGUUCCGAGCCCUCUCCUCCUCCAAAGCUGGACCUCGGAAAGAUCAAUAAGAAACUUGCAUCUCGGCAUACAAAAAUUAGCUUCAAAACCAUUCCUGAGACAAAGUUCAGUAUGGAAGCAUCACCAGAGAGACCCCCGAGACUAGUUGUCGACCCUUCCUUUUUGAGCAGCCGUCCUGACGAGGUCGACAGUUCCCCAAGCAUUAGAUAA